Histoplasma mississippiense is the source of this 1857-nucleotide messenger RNA. RefSeq lists its product as hypothetical. Lineage: Eukaryota; Fungi; Ascomycota; Eurotiomycetes; Onygenales; Ajellomycetaceae. The transcript has 8 exons. The record is from RefSeq and is a predicted model, not a curated record. Gene Ontology annotation, molecular function: GTPase activator activity. Gene Ontology annotation, biological process: activation of GTPase activity. Bases 1 to 1857 code for a protein of 618 amino acids. Gene Ontology annotation, cellular component: Golgi apparatus.
AUGGCUGUUGAUGACAUCGUACGCCUAAACUCACCAUAUGGCGAUACAGUUCUUCUCCCCUCCCCCGCACUGAGUUUUACUGGGGAUUCUCUCCUCGUUACUCCCGUAGUUACCUCUCUCGAUCUCAAGAAGGCAUCCAGAUAUGGCGAGCAGGAAGACAGCGCAGCAGGAGAUGGUUCAGGUCGGUCCGUAUUGAAUAUCGCCUUUUGCAAGGAAUCAGUGCGUAUGUCCCCGCCCAACAGCGUCUUUCUGGAGACCCGUUCACCGCCGCAACAACAACCAAAGCCUCAUGGAGUAAUUGACCCAAAUACAGUUAUCGGAGCAUCCUACUCCCACGCGGAUAUGGUGAGGACCACAUCGCCUUAUACACGACAGCACGUAUCGCCAAUGUUACCUCGUACUAGCAACAAUAGCCGGAGUAGUAGUUCUGCCCACUUGACCGAACCAGGGGGAGGCACACUACCAAAUCGCCAGCCGUAUGCAAGCUUAAUGGCACAAGUCGGUGAAGACUGGAGCCAUGAUGAUGACGGAUUCGAGGAUGAGCUCCUAUAUGAUGACGAUGAGGAUGAAUUUGGACUCCCCAGCGUUACGAAAAUGCGCAAAAACGCACCUGCUAGACCUCAGCGCCAACUGGGGGUGACCGAUGAGCGAGGUGGAUCAAAGAGCCGUUCAAAUGGCUCGUCAGCUCUAAAAUGCAAUUUAUCCCCAACGAGGUUGCGUGCUAAUAGUUCUGAUAUCGCGGAGGAAAGGGGCAUCCUGAGCUACCCAACGGCGAAAAAGACUGAUGGCAAAAUUUUGCGUCCACAGUACAAGGAAAUAUUGACGGAGGGACACUCAAGCCGGAUAAGCAGAAUCAACAAAUUCAAACGAAUUCUCCAAGCAAGCACCGUAUCCCUUCCAGAACUUCGCGACCUCGCGUGGUCGGGCGUUCCUGAUGAAGUCCGAGCGAUGACUUGGCAGCUGCUAUUAGGAUACUUGCCAACCAACAGCGAGCGUCGCGUAACAGCUCUCGAGAGAAAGCGAAAAGAGUACCUUGAUGGUGUGCGACAGGCUUUCGAGAGAGGGAAUUCAACUGUUGAUAGGCCUAGUGGAGCGGGUUCAACAUCGGAUGGUGGGACUGGAAGAGGCUUGGAUGAAGCUAUCUGGCAUCAAAUCAGUAUUGAUAUCCCUCGUACAAACCCCCAUAUCCCGUUAUAUGGCUACGAAGCGACGCAAAGGUCGCUGGAAAGAAUUUUAUACGUAUGGGCUAUUCGACAUCCCGCGAGUGGAUAUGUACAGGGGAUCAACGAUCUUGUCACACCAUUCUGGCAGGUCUUUCUAGGGACAUAUAUUACGGAUCUUAAUAUAGAGGAGGGAAUGGACCCAGGACAAUUACCAAAAGCUGUUCUUGAUGCUGUUGAAGCUGAUUCAUUCUGGUGCCUAACAAAACUUCUCGAUGGUAUCCAAGAUAACUAUAUAUAUGCCCAACCAGGUAUACACAGACAAGUUAGAGCGCUCCGCGAUCUCACGAUGCGGAUUGAUUCCACACUGGCAAAGCAUCUCGAACAGGAGAGCGUUGAGUUCAUGCAGUUCAGCUUCCGCUGGAUGAACUGUCUUUUGAUGAGGGAGGCCGAGGAACAAGGCUUCUCCCGAUUCCAUCUUUACGUGUGUGCGGCGUUCCUUGUCAAGUGGUCCGACCAGCUGCUUAAAAUGGACUUUCAGGAAAUCAUGAUGUUCCUGCAAUCUCUUCCGACUAAAGAUUGGACCGAAAAAGAUAUCGAGCUUCUAUUGAGUGAGGCGUUUAUUUGGCAGAGCCUGUUCCAAGAUUCGAGUGCCCAUCUCCGGUCCAGCGCUGGAACGCCCUCUGGUCCAGGGUGA